Molecule: messenger RNA, 1662 nt
Organism: Zingiber officinale
Lineage: Eukaryota; Viridiplantae; Streptophyta; Magnoliopsida; Zingiberales; Zingiberaceae
Exons: 5
Coding region: 194-1453 (419 amino acids)
Biological process (GO): regulation of flower development
Cellular component (GO): nucleus
Molecular function (GO): protein binding
Source: RefSeq, a predicted model, not a curated record
UUCCUUCUUUAAUCUCACUUCUCGCUAUAUAUACGCCAUCUGAUGGGGGAAAUGGAUUGUCGGAGGUAUAAUUAAUUAAAUUCUUCUAAGAUAUAGGAAUUGAAGAACCAGAGCCUGCGAAUAGGUGGUGGUUUUGAUCAGGAGUUUAAAGCUCGGAUCAGAGAAGACAAAUACUUGUUGUAGCUGGAGAUUGAUGGUUGGCGAAGGAGACAUGUUGCCGGAGAUUGCCGAACCGGCCGCCUCUGACGAGCUCUUGAUUGAGAUCUCGAGUCCUAUCGCGGAGCAGCUGCUCGAUUUCUGCGACGGCGACGGGGGAGGCACCGGUGGGCUUUUCGUCCAUUCCGACAACUCCAUCUUACUCCCUUCCUACGAGGACGGCGUCUCUUCUUCACCGGAGGCAUAUGCCGUCGCCGCCACCGAUGGCCCGGCGGCUCUGUGCUGCUAUGGAGUCGACGACAACGCGGCCGCAGGAUUCUCCUCCUCACGCUCCCUCUACGCCCUCUUCGACGCCCCUCCACCACCGCCCGACUCCGACCCUGACCUCUCAUUCUACCCUUCUUCUUCCUCGUCUUCCUCCGACCUCCUCCCCCCUCCUCCGUCGGCGGAGGCGUUCCUAGUCCCGCCGGGGCCAGCGAUGUAUGUCGGGGACCCUUUCGACCAGGUGAUUCUGAAGGAGAGCAUGACGGACGGGUACUCAAUCGACCUCGCCACGGUGGUGCCGAUGCCGUCGGCUGGAGGAUCUGCGAUGGGUCAACCGCCGCAAGGGGGGUUCGAGGAGCCCUGCUACGUUUUGCCAGAAAUGGCAGGGCUGAACGCACCUUCGUUCGAGUUUCUACAAGGCAUUAACGCAGCGCUCUACGGCGGAGGCGACUCCCAAGAUCUCUUCGGUGGCGGCAUGCCGGCCAUAGGCUCCACCGCCAGGCUCCUGACCGAUGUGGCAGAAAACGGGGCUCCAGUGUGCUCGUUCGUGCAGGACGCCAUGCGAUCGCACUCGUACAACUCCGGCGAUUUGCAGGUGAUAGGUGGAGGCAGCCAGCACCCGAUGAUGGGAUGCAACAGCAGCAGCAGCAGCGCGAGGCCAAUGCCGACCUCCGACGCGAUCUCGUCGCUGGACGAUCCCACGUACAAGGUCUGCCGCUUGUCCGUCGAAGAGAGGAAGGAAAAGAUCCACAGGUACAUGAAGAAGAGGAAUGAGAGAAAUUUCAGCAAGAAAAUCAAGUAUGCUUGCAGAAAAACUCUAGCAGACAGCCGGCCCCGAGUGCGUGGAAGAUUUGCCAGAAACGAUGAACUCGGAGAGGUGGCAAGACAGAGAUCAUCGAGUGCCAAUGAAUUCGACGACGAUGAAGAAAUGGUGGUGAAAGGAGAAGGCAUCCUCGACUCCUCUAACAUCCUCGCACAUAUCAAUGGAGUCAAUUCGUUCAACUACAACUACACUCUUGAGUCUUGGAUUUGACUGAGGAAGAACAGAAAUCAUUCAUCAUUCACUAGCUUAAUUAGUUUUCUUGGGUGGUCCAAGUUUCAACCCCAAGAUUAUUUGUAUCCCUGCAUUCGAAUAAUUUGGAGUUGAAGGUAGAUAGGAGGAAAAAGACAAUGGAGAUUCAUGUACACUUCUGAAAAUCUAAGCACUUUGAUGACAGAAUUUACACAAUCUAGUUUUGUCUU